Molecule: messenger RNA, 1602 nt
Organism: Panicum virgatum (switchgrass)
Lineage: Eukaryota; Viridiplantae; Streptophyta; Magnoliopsida; Poales; Poaceae
Product: GDSL esterase/lipase At5g45670-like
Exons: 4
Coding region: 397-1290 (297 amino acids)
Molecular function (GO): hydrolase activity, acting on ester bonds
Source: RefSeq, a predicted model, not a curated record
CCGUUCUCGUUUGGUUCUCGUAUCGACGAGUAGCACUGGCAUUAUAUUAGUUUCCUUUCCUGGAUCGUCGAUCGGGAGAGAUUGGUGUGAGGUAUGUAUGACUUGACGGCUUGACGCCAAUAUCACGCUUUGAAUGAAGCAGCGUCCGUCCAUCAGAUGAUGUCAUGCCAAUCUGAGCGCCAUGAUGGCGACACAUCCCUUGAUGCCUCGCCGGCCGCUCCGGUCAAGUCUGCAGACGAAUUAGUUGGGUCCCCUCAGCCGUAUGACGCCGACGUUCCUUCGAUUGUACCCACUCGCAGUCUGCGUAGAAAUUAUAAGUGCGAUCAGUACUGAUUACUGAAAGAUACUAGAUUGGUAGUAUUUGGAGUUACUAGUACGAUCUGAUGGAAGUCAUUGAUGCCCUCGAACCAAUUACAUCAUGUAUUCGUGUGCCGUUUUUCAGCUCGGCUUCUGGGCUUCGACGAUUACAUCCCCGCGUACGCCGGCGCCAGCAACGAUCAGCUCCUCACCGGCGUCAACUUCGCCUCCGCUGCAGCCGGGAUCAGGGACGAGACCGGCCAGCAACUGGGCCAACGGAUCAGCUUCGGCGGGCAGCUCCAGAACUACCAGGCGGCGGUGCAGCAGCUGGUGAGCAUCCUGGGCGACGAGGACUCGGCGGCGAGCCACCUGAGCCGGUGCAUCUUCACGGUGGGCAUGGGCAGCAACGACUACCUCAACAACUACUUCAUGCCGGCCGUCUACUCCACCAGCCAGCAGUACACGCCGGAGCAGUUCGCCGACGCGCUCGCCGGGCAGUACGCGCAGCAGCUCCGGACGCUGUACAGCCUCGGGGCCCGGAAGGUGGCGCUGAUGGGCGUGGGGCAGGUCGGGUGCAGCCCCAACGAGCUGGCGCAGCGCAGCCCCGACGGCGCCACCUGCGCGGCGGAGAUCAACGGCGCCAUCGACAUCUUCAACCGGAGGCUCGUCGCCCUCGUCGACCAGUUCAACGCGCUGCCCGGGGCGCACUUCACCUACAUCAACGCCUACGGGAUCUUCGAGGACAUCCUCAGAGCCCCGGGCUCGCACGGCCUGACGGUGACGAACCGAGGGUGCUGCGGGGUCGGGCGGAACAACGGGCAGGUGACGUGCCUGCCGUUCCAGACGCCGUGCGCGAACCGGGACGAGUACCUCUUCUGGGACGCCUUCCACCCCACGGAGGCGGCCAACAUCCUCGUCGGCCGGAGGGCGUACAGCGCGGCGCUGCCGUCCGACGUCCACCCGGUGGAUCUUCGCACGCUCGCUCAGCUCUAGCUGCUCUGCGUUCGGCUGGUCUCCAGCCUCCAGCUCCUACAGUAUUUCUCUCUCACAUCACUCCAACUCCAGACUCCAGCCACCAGCCAGGUAACAGUAUUUUUUUCUCACAUCACUCCAGCUCCAGCCUCCAGAACACGACACACCUUCGUACUCACGUCGAGAGGAGCGAAGCUUUUAGUGCGAAAAUUACAAGCAGGUUACACGUUUAAUUUCUUCUGUGUCACUAGUACUCGCCAAGGAGAUAAAUGUGUGCAUCUUAACUACAGCUAUAUAUAUAUAUAGACACAGGGUUUCUUCUGGUUUCCCUAA